ACUGUACACGGAGAUGUCACACGCAUCCUACCAUCACUAGCAUAAUUUACCAAAAGAGAGCUCGAGGGGACAGCUAGCCAACAGAGCAGGAGGAAACCCACUUUUCCUUGAAAUAUUUUGGUGGUUAAUUGUUUCGAUUCUUAUCGGGUGCUCAACAGUGGAUAAGCGGUCAUGUCAAAGAACAUUGAAUUAUUUAUAGGCACGCGCGUCUUGUUGUGUGACAGUAUUGCCCCAAACCCAUUUUGUUAGAUGUGCGUCUUCAACAGUGACUGGCACACAUAGCUUUUUCGGCCAAUGCUUCACUUUGACGACCACGGAUACUUGCUGAUAGGCUAUGGUGCUCGCAGUAUAACCAAUCUUCAGAGGUGGCUUGAUAAUUUUUGCCAUUUGGUUGGCUUCAUUUAAGCCGAUGUGUGUUGGGUGUAUGGGAGAGGAUCCAAAGGACUGAUUUUCGAGGCGUCAAAGGCUUUGGCACUACCUCACCCGGGAGGACGCAUCCUGGCUAACGGUCGCCAUCCUGAAUUGCAUCCUGGCUAACGGUCUCCAUCCUGUACUUGGAUCCUAUAAACCUCCAUGCUGACCACUUCAGAGGAGCGAAGAAGAGGUAGGAUAGCGACCAGGCUACCCAUCGACUGUUUAUGUGAACACAUUGAUCCAGGACCUCCGAGCGAAUAAGGAACCAAAUAUUACAAAUACAAAACAUCCAAUGAUCCGUGUGUGUUGUUGAUUUGUUUCCUGCUCAAGUCAGAGUGUGAGUGAGACGACCACAACCUCAGGAGGCUGAACAGACCACGGUUGCAGAGUGGGUGCAAAUCCAAAGACGAUGGUCCACUGUGCCGGGUGCGAGAGGCCUAUACUGGACAGGUUUCUCCUCAAUGUUCUGGACAGAGCGUGGCACGUCAAGUGCGUACAGUGUUGCGAGUGUAAAUGCAAUUUAACAGAGAAAUGCUUUUCUCGAGAGGGGAAACUAUACUGCAAAAACGACUUCUUUAGGAGGUUCGGGACAAAGUGCGCGGGCUGUUCUCAGGGCAUCUCCCCGAACGACUUGGUCCGGAGGGCAAGGAGCAAAGUGUUUCAUCUCAACUGCUUCACCUGCAUGAUGUGUAACAAACAGCUGUCCACGGGAGAGGAGCUCUACAUCAUAGACGAAAACAAAUUUGUCUGCAAAGAAGAUUAUCUAACCCAUAGCAAUGGGAAAGACACAAAUCUUCUCUCAGUAACAGCAUGUAGCGAUCCAAGUUUAUCGCCAGAUUCUCAAGACCAGUUACAGGACGAUGUAAAGGACACUGAAAUAGCCAAUUUGUCGGACAAAGAAACGGGUAGUAAUGAGAACGAUGGCGAAAACCUUGGCGGUAAACGACGUGGACCGCGAACCACCAUCAAAGCAAAGCAACUGGAGACCCUGAAAGCGGCCUUCGCUGCCACCCCCAAACCCACAAGACACAUCAGGGAGCAGCUCGCGCAGGAGACGGGGCUGAACAUGAGAGUAAUUCAGGUAUGGUUUCAGAACCGGCGGUCUAAAGAGCGACGGAUGAAGCAAUUGAGCGCCCUGGGCGCGAGACGGCACGCGUUCUUCCGGAGCCCGAGGAGAAUGAGAACGCUAGUGGACCGGCUGGAACCAGGGGAAUUAAUUCCAAACGGUCCUUUCUCUUACUACGGAGAUUAUCAGAGCGAGUACUACGGUCCAGGAGGGAACUACGACUUCUUUCCUCAGGGGCCUCCAUCGUCGCAGGCACAGACCCCCAUAGACCUCCCCUUUGUGCCCUCCUCAGGCCCCACAGGCACCCCUCUAGGUGGUAUGGACCAUCCCCUGCCCGGGCACCACCCCUCCAGUGAGGUGCAGCGCUAUUCUGACAUCAUGUCCCACCACCCUGGGGACUCACCCAGCCCGGAGCCAGGCAUCCCGGGGCCCAUGCACAGCAUCUCCUCUGAGGUGUACGGCCCCAGCCCGCCCUUUACCUCACUAUCCCUCAAUGGCAGCGGAUACGGCAACCACCUGUCCCAUGCACCCUCGGAAAUGAAUGAGGGCACCGUCUGGUAGCUCUAGAGAGCGGACUGUACCAUUAAGAGAUUCAAUAGGGGAGGACAGGAGAGUGGACAUGGGUAAGGGCAGGGGUAGGGACACCAGUCAAAUCAUUUUUUGUCAAUCAUAUUUAAUUAUUUCAUUUCCCCAUAUGAUAUUUUUUGCAGGGAAAAAAAAUAUGGCGAAAAACAAAACGUGGACAAUGUGGUUGUAAACAUUUACCUUGGUAUUGUGUUGAUGUUUCGAUUGCUUCUUUCUCUAAACCCGAAUAAAAAGACCGUCACACAUAAAAGACUGUGUGUGACUGUUGACCCUGUGGGCCCUUGGCUGCCCCAGGCCCCUGCUCUCCAUGGCUGUGACCCUUCCUGACUCCUGUCAGUGGCCUAGCACAGCGACGCCCCUCCAAACACACGCCACUGGGAAAACAACUAUUCUGAAAACAAGUAAUAUGUCCCACAUCCACAAAAACAUCAUUAGCUACUGUCAAAGACUCAACAGCUUUACAGAAAAAAGAAGGAAGGGUGGUUGGUCUGAACGCUAACCUGUGCCGCUGGCAUUAGAAGAAGGCUGAAAGGCGUCAGACUCUAUUUAUGGCACUAGACGUGUCCCUUGUAUUUAUUCAAAAGCUCCUCAGACCUCUUUGCCUCUCAAGGCUCUGCCAUAUUGACACUUAAACAACCUUUUUGACACUAAAUAUAUUUCUGAAGGCCAGGGGAAAUACAUUUUUUUCUCUCCAUCUGGACAGUUUCCUUUUCUUGGUUAAAAAAAUCAAACCACCAAAUCUGAAGAAGUUGGCCUUCAAAAGGGAAACAAAAGGCAAAGUUAUAUGGCUUGUGAACCCUUUAUUUAAAUU
This is a messenger RNA of Salvelinus sp. IW2-2015, 2876 nucleotides long. Its product is annotated as LIM/homeobox protein Lhx1. Gene Ontology annotation, molecular function: RNA polymerase II transcription regulatory region sequence-specific DNA binding; zinc ion binding; DNA-binding transcription factor activity, RNA polymerase II-specific. Gene Ontology annotation, cellular component: nucleus. The record is from RefSeq and is a predicted model, not a curated record. Gene Ontology annotation, biological process: neuron differentiation; regulation of transcription by RNA polymerase II. NCBI's taxonomy places the organism in Eukaryota, Metazoa, Chordata, Actinopteri, Salmoniformes, Salmonidae.